Messenger RNA from Hyalella azteca, 4215 nucleotides. RefSeq lists its product as uncharacterized. The record is from RefSeq and is a predicted model, not a curated record. Gene Ontology annotation, cellular component: extracellular region. The transcript has 7 exons. Gene Ontology annotation, molecular function: chitin binding. Lineage: Eukaryota; Metazoa; Arthropoda; Malacostraca; Amphipoda; Hyalellidae. The coding region runs from base 94 to 3822 and encodes 1242 amino acids.
AGUUUUCAAAAAUUAGCAGUAAAAGUGCUCAAGCAACGGCACUCUGAUGCAUAGAAUCUAUCAUUUUACAGCAACGUUCACCUCAUAGAAACAAUGUUUCCUCGAAAAUGGAUCUUACUGCAAUUGUUCUUUUUGGCGGCGGUACAAACAGUUGCUUCUGUUUCGACUGAUAACUCAACCCAGUCAUCGGAAACAGAGCAGGAUUCUUCACAACUCGAGGCUCCCCGGCAAAGCACUGCGAGGGAAAAACGGUCUGAACUUCAAAUCAAAGUGGAUAAGAAACUUCAGACGUCCAUUGAAGAAGACUUGCCAAGAAUGUUCCAUCCUCCUACAGAAUUGCAGAUCGCUCAAGCCAGAAAACUUUUUCUGAAAGAAGGAGACAAAGGAGAUUCCUCGCCUGAAUUCCUACAGCAAAUGGAUUUAGAUGGUGAUUCUGUGAAGUCAGCAUCAUCACCUUUCUCUUAUCGUCUCACCAACACAUCGUUUUUGCAGUCCCUAAACGAUAAGGAGCUUCUGAACAGAUUUAGCAAUCUUAGAAAAGCGAUCGACCAUGAAGGAUCCCAGGAAAAAGAUACAAAGGAUGAUGAAUCAACAAGUUAUUCUCCGAAAAAUCAAGCGUCAAAUGACGCAAAAAAGUCCAUAGAUGAUCGCAUACAUAAGGAUAAACUCUUACUGGCCGAGAUGAUUUCGAAAAAGUCGGGGUUUGCGUAUCGACCUCCAGACGUGCGAGACGACCCGUUGGAGGAGGAACUUCAGACAAACGAAGAAACUCAGCUCCGUGAUACUCGGGUUGCAGCUCCUCCUCCUUUAUGUCCACCGGGCAGUGGGCUGUGCCGGACGCUGCGAGAGAGGCUACAGGAAGACCUCGUGAGUUCCUUCAGUGAUCCCUUCACCAACCGGAUCCGUUACCGCCUCAAGAAGAGACCUUCAGUUUACACGACCAAGACACCCAGGAUUCGGAAUGAUAUCGGCAUACCGGAUAUUUACGAGACUGAAGUCACAGUGAUGCCACAUUUUGGACAAAACUCGUCGACACCGCACGGGCCGCUAUCACGACUCCAUCGCCAUGACCACUCAGUCGCUGCGGCGGACAACGAUCAACGGCUUGUUCUUCCUCCACGACGGUCUCCUCUGCCAUUAGGGGCACUCAGGUUGAGAAAUCAGGAGGAAAAUGAAGUCAAAAUGACCCAAGAAACAGGCGCCAUACGAGGAUCAAAAAGAAGUAAGAGUAAGAAUCACCGAAGGGAAAGUCAGUCUGGUAUCAGAGACUACUUGACAGAGAGAGGAUACGGAAGACCUUCUCGAGUGCGAACUCGAACGCAUCUCGACUACCGACGACCAUUAUCUUUUAAAUUCAAGAGAACAAACGAUGCGCGUAAUAAGGAAAUACCAACAGAAUACAAAAAUCUAAACGUGCACAAAAUAACGGAUGCUUCUCUCAUACAUCUACAUCCGUUGCUCAAGCCAAACUCACCUCAUGAAAAUAUUCCGCUAUCAAGCUCAAUACAUUCACAUGAAUUACCUACGAAACCUAGGAGGGAAAAUCGGAAAGAGCAGCCUACUCGCCCACAAAUAAUUCUUGAUCAUCGAAGCGAGGAAUUAAAACACAAAAACGAUAAAACAAUUGUUGGAAAUAACGAAAAACAUAGCGGUUAUGAUGAACAUCGAUUUUACGAGCCUCCAGCUGUCACAACAACAGCAUCAGUGUUCUAUGAACAGCAACAAGAAUAUCAUCCUCCUGAGUCAUCAAAAAAUGAAAACAAGUACAAUGUUCCAAUCCCUCCGCACCGCUACGAAAUUCCAUCUGCCAUUCGUCAUUCUGUCCCCAAAUCACCAGCUGUUCCGGGAUGGUUGAUGGAUUUGAAGAGCGACUCUCGUCAUCCAACACCUCAACCAAACCAUGAAUAUUCAAAGCAUACAGAGAACCCAAUCUCGUAUUCGUCUCCAAUGCCAUCCGAUUACGCACUUAAAGCUUCACAGCCAAGUGCUUUGUCUGUGACGUAUACAACGCCUAGAAAUUAUGAAUCGUCGCGCCAUUUACCAUCUUCACCUGAUCAUUUUCGCAUCAUCAACCCCAACGAAAAUCUUAGAACAUAUAAUUCUCCACCACCUCCUCACAUUCAUGUACCUCUGGAAUCCCAACUCCUUCCAAAAUUGGACUCUGGAAAAAAAAUUAUCAAGUCUCCAGUUCUACCUCACUAUCCGGUUAUACCUUCUCCUGAUCAGUCCAGCGGGUCAAAAUACAGCGUACAAGUGACAACUCCAUCAGGUAUUUACGUAACUCCGGUGAGAAUCUCCUCAACUCCCAAACACGUUACACGGGAGCUUCCGAUUUACGCCCCUCCGACGUCACCCAAUCCUACAUAUGGUCCUCCACGACACGAUCCAGCAAUCUCAUCUCAUUCUCCUCAUCCCGAGGUGAGUCCUCACCCGCACAAAGCUCACAUAAAUGCCGGCGAAGUCAUGAGCUACCACAGCAAAAACUUACCAUCAUACCCAAAAGUGACUCAAUUAUCGCCCAUUAAACAUGAGGUGUCAGUAUACGAGCACGAAGUGAAUACCCACAGUGUUGCUUCGCACCACGUUUUGGUGACACCGAAAUCGCAUCACGUCUCCAUAACGCCCAAGAAUAUUCCAGCGACUAUAUCGUACAGGGGAACGACCCCAACUCCUCUAAAAAUAAACACACCUAGCCAAGUAAUUCCCACCACAUUCAAGCCCUUGGUUGCCAAGGAUGAUUUGGCUAAGUUAAAAGGGUCCAGUCAAGCAUCAACUGUUCAGGUAACGCAGAAACCUGUGAAAUCCCCGCACUCGACUUCAAUUCACAGUCCAGUCGCUCAUCGAGAAACCACCUAUAUGAAAACUCAACCGAACCAAGAUUUACCAGAAAUUUCUCUAGUUCCUUAUAUCCUGCAAGACUAUCAGCUAGGCACAAGCAGCCCUGGAGAUUAUUUCGAUUUUGAUGACGAUGACUACUAUUACGACGAUUUGUACGACUACGACUAUCUUUUGGAUGUUCUGGGAGUGACAGAGUCUCGAUCCCAGCUACCUCUCCACGUUCUACCUUCCUCCUAUCCCGACGGCCAUAUUCAGAGCUUCGGUUACAUUGCUGGUGUGCCAGGUCGAGCCGGGAAAGAUUAUCCAAUUCUAGGCUACAUUCCCAACACAUCUUUCGGAUGCGGACUGGUGGCAGAAUACCCAGGAUACUACGCUGACAUGGACGCAGGCUGCCAAGUAUUCCACGUGUGUCAUCACGAUGGAACUCAAGAUUCUUACCUGUGUCCGAACGGCACCGUCUUCAACCAAAAGUACUUCGUGUGCGAUUGGUGGUACAACUUCAACUGUGAGGACGCCCCAUUCUUCUACCCUGUAAACGCAGCUCUAUCUUUCGCAGCUCUUUCUCUUCACCAGCCUAGCGCACACUACGAGACACCUACUAGUUUGUUGAGGAGUACUAGAGGAAGCAAACGACCCACAGGUCACGGGAGUCGGCAGCAACCAAAACGAAGGAUGCCAUCUAGAAGGCCGAUACCUCACGGUGGACGGCGGAGUCAUUCUGAUUUGGUAUCACAACGGGGUGUUGGUCACCAUGCCGUGGCAUCACCGCGGGGUGUUUUCCACCACGCUGUGGAAUCACCGCGGGGUGUAGUUCACAAUGACGUGGCAUCAUCGUCGGUCCAUCAAGUUAUCUUGUCACCGGACGGUCCAGGGGCCGAUCAUGUCGGGCUCCAUCUGGCUCAGCAGCUCCCCCGAACGCCUUCAGAAGUUUGGCUUUCUUCGAGGACCAAUGAAACUCAGUCGGUCACUGACGAUGUACCCUAAAGCAGUAGUGAUGGUCAUUGACCGAGAAUUAUAAGUCACUAGGAAGAGUAAAAUGUAAAACUGCAAACGAGAUUCAUAUUGUUUCUUAGCUCGCCAAGUCUGAGAUCGAAUUUUCGUGUGUGAUCGGCCACUUGGUCUAACGAAAUGAAAUAUAAUCUAAGUACGAAACUAAAAGAAUUCACUGUGAAAUUUAUGGAGGGAGAUCAAUGAGUGAAUAUUUUACUGAUUUAAUUUUAUAAAUGUCAUCAACGAAUAUUUCUCUUCUCUAGGAAAAAUAUCGCUAGUAAUGGAUAACACGCCCGUAAUAUUCCUCCAAUUAACUUUGCCUUCAAUCUAUCUAGGUCAUCAAAAUUCCAUGAACUAGAUAACCAACGAGGUGGGCAGCGCGGGUAA